This is a messenger RNA of Macrosteles quadrilineatus (aster leafhopper), 876 nucleotides long. RefSeq names its product aquaporin-like. The coding region runs from base 1 to 876 and encodes 291 amino acids. The record is from RefSeq and is a predicted model, not a curated record. Gene Ontology annotation, biological process: transmembrane transport. Gene Ontology annotation, cellular component: plasma membrane. The transcript is spliced from 6 exons. NCBI's taxonomy places the organism in Eukaryota, Metazoa, Arthropoda, Insecta, Hemiptera, Cicadellidae. Gene Ontology annotation, molecular function: water channel activity.
AUGUCAAGGGGGGGCGUAGGAGAGGUGGAGGGCGCGAGGGGGAAGGGGAGGCGUGAAAGAGGGGUAGGCGCAGAAGAAGGGAGUGCGGGAGAUAGCGCAGCCAUGGAGAGAGCAGUGGCACCUUGGUACCGCGAAACAUCUGGCAGACCCGAAUGGUUGCUGCUGAACUGCAGACCUAGAUACACUGCAGAGCUAAAGUCAGCAGUGCUGAUGCAGGACAAUGUAAUAUGUACAGAUAGACACAGAUUGUUGCUGAAGGACAGCAGUCCUAUCAUGGAGCUCGUCCGCAGUGCUGUUGCAGAGCUGAUAGGAACUGCAGUGCUUUUGUGGCUGGCAACCUCCACCUGUGCUCAGUUCCCUGGCAACGGGUCUACUCUGCAAACGUCUCUCACUGUAGGAACAGCUGUCUCUGUGCUUGUGUUUGCUCUAGGCCAUGUCAGUGGCUGUCAUAUCAACCCAGCUGUCACUGUGGCAUUCACACUCUCAGGUCGCACAUCAAUUGUCAGGGCUUGGUUGUAUAUCCUUGUUCAACUCCUUGGAGCUGUGGCAGGCACGGCAGUUUACAUUGUGACCACUCCCUCAGCAUUGCGAGGGGUGGGUUUUUGUUCUACUACGGUGAACCAAGCCAAGGCGGUGUCCUGGGACCAGGCUCUUGUGGUGGAGUCCUUCUUGUCCGGUGUCCUGAUCCUUGUUAUCUUGGCUGUGACAGACAAAAGGCUGGCAUGUCCUGCGAGUUCAGGACCUCUCAUAGUGGGACUUGCUGUUGUGGCUGACUUCCUUAUGGGGUUGCAGUACAGUGGGUGCAGUAUGAACCCAGCAAGAUCUUUUGGACCAGCAAUUCUGAGUGGAUACUCCACUAAUCAAUGGGUAGAUUAG